CUAGCUAACGUCUGUCGUUGAACCCGCUCAGGUUAGCUAGCUAGCUAGCUGGCCAGCCAUGUCGUCCCCCUCCUCCUCCAGGCGCCAGUGGUGCUACCUGUGCGACCUGCCAAAGAUGCCGUGGACUGUGGUGUGGGACUUCAGCGAAGUGGUUUGCCGUGGAUGCGUAAACUACGAGGGAGCUAAUCAGAUUGAGUUCCUUAUAACGAAUGCCCGACAUCUGAAACGAACUCACGGGAUGCAGGACGGGAACGUCAGGUCACCUGGUCCCUCGCCCAAUAAACACAGCACAUCUGGCAGAGGAGAUGCGGACGGAGGCAGGCAGCACAUGGACCGCUUUGACAGGGGAGGAAGAGGAGAAAGCACCGUGUCAGCUAUUCGUGUGCCGCCCAACGGGCUGCACCGCGACGGCCAGCACCCUCAAGAAUUGAACCGUCAGAGCCCCAGCGGCAGCCGAAGACCCAUGCUAGGCGCUGCCAUCCCUCCUAAUUUAGUGACUCAAAGUAUUGCAGGGAUUCCCCAUGGGUUACUUACGGGUAUGCCUGCGGGUCUAACCGCCAGGACAGCCCCAAUGAGCAGCCCCAUGAUCUUCCCUGCCCCGGUGCUGGCCGAGAUGAGCCGCAGACAGCUAGGGAUGGGGAUAGCUCCAUUUAUCACUCCGGAGCUGGAGCGAGAGCUCAGUUCGUCCCAGAAUCAGCCCAAGAUGCAGACACAGAUCCACACUGCUGUGGCCGGCAGCAGUGCCAGUAAGAGUACAGGCAUCCCUUCUUCUACCUCGACCCUGGCUGGAGGGGUGAGUCAAACCAGCCCCAAGCCUGCCUCGUCGCCAGCCAGGCAGCCACGGCCCCUAACUGCAAGGUCCGGAGGGGAGCCCCUGGGAUCCAGCACCUCAGCAGAGGCAGCCACCACAGCUGCAGCGUUACCCCACAGCGGUGCCUCUGAACUGGGAUCAGCAUCUGCCAGCAGCACUCAUUCAACUGGAAACACUCUGUCCUGCACCUUGUGUCAUGAGAGGCUGGAAGACACACACUUUGUUCAGUGUCCAUCAGUGCCGGGGCAUAGGUUCUGCUUCCCCUGCACAAGAGUGUACAUCCAGAGCCGGCGGGGCGAUGGGGAGGUGUACUGCCCCAGUGGAGAGCGCUGUCCACUGGACAACUCUCCCAACAGUCCCCCUUGGGCUUUCAUGCAGGGAGAGGUAUCCACCAUACUCGGCACUGCCGGAGCAGGAGCUGCGUCAGCUGCUGCAUCUGGAGCCGGGAGCGGAGCUGCCAGUGGAGCCGGAGCUGCCAGCGGAGAUGUCACCGUCAAGAAAGAGAGAGACACGUGAUGAUGGCUUCCAUGGAAACCAGACCAGGACCCACAGCAACAGAUUUUAAUCGCAUACCGGAAAGAGACGUCUGCAAUGAAGCUCUGAGAGAUCCAGCAGAGAAGCAACACACUGGCCCACAGUUCAGAAAACCUCCAGUUUACAGGUCUUGACUUCAACUACUAAACAUCACCCAACUCUAUCUACAUUAUCCGACCUAAAAUUGCCUUGCCUGUACUGUUGGAAUCAGACAUUCAGGGCCAAUCAACAGCUGAACAGUGGCUACUUUUUGUAGUGUUCGUAGUAGUUGUGUAAAAACAACUGGGCUGCGUUUCCAUAGUGGUUCAACAUGCUCUCGUUCACUUGCCCUAAGCACUUGCCCUGGGGGGGGGGGGGGGGGGGGGGGGGGGGGAUCCCUGCCCCCAUCUUAAGUAUCGUUCCAAUGGUCUA
This is a messenger RNA of Etheostoma cragini (Arkansas darter), 1756 nucleotides long. RefSeq names its product interferon regulatory factor 2 binding protein 1 (gene irf2bp1). The record is from RefSeq and is a predicted model, not a curated record. Lineage: Eukaryota; Metazoa; Chordata; Actinopteri; Perciformes; Percidae. The transcript has 3 exons. Gene Ontology annotation, biological process: regulation of transcription by RNA polymerase II. The coding region runs from base 59 to 1327 and encodes 422 amino acids. Gene Ontology annotation, molecular function: transcription corepressor activity. Gene Ontology annotation, cellular component: nucleus.